This is a messenger RNA of Desarmillaria tabescens, 947 nucleotides long. RefSeq lists its product as uncharacterized. The record is from RefSeq and is a predicted model, not a curated record. Bases 83 to 907 code for a protein of 274 amino acids. Lineage: Eukaryota; Fungi; Basidiomycota; Agaricomycetes; Agaricales; Physalacriaceae. The transcript has 2 exons.
CCGUAAGCCGGGAGUCAGUAUAACCGACCGCUCACCUUCUCACCGCCAUCGUCAACCCUAUCCUCUUGGUUCUUCUUCUGAUAUGUACAAUGGCUAUGGCACAUCUGGCCCAGAAAUCACUAACAAUCCAUUCGUAACCGAUCCCACCAACUCAGAGCGUCGCUUUCCCGAUAUUUCAGGCGCAGACCCUUCCAACGGCCAGUUCACAUCGUGGCUUCAGCCCGGUGUAAGCUCGUCAUAUCAGCAGCAGCAACCGACGGGCUUCCAGCAGCAGUCGCCGCAAUAUAAUUCGGGAUACAGUUCACCAGGAGGAUAUCUAAGCCCCGUCAGCCCUCAGCAAACCUCUGGUUUUGGUCAGCUAUGGAUGGGCCAGCCUGUGGCAUCAGGCCCCCAAGGAAGCAGCUACGGAUAUUUGCAAGGACAAACGGCUCAAUCACAACCGCAGGCAUACAAUCCAGCACAACAACAGCUCCAGAACAACCCCGGUUAUAUAGCACAGUUUGAUCCUUAUUCAUCUCUCGGUCAAGGAUGGGAUGGCUCUACGACGAAUCCCACUCCCACUCAGCAGCAGCAGCAGCCACCAACGCCGAUAACGUCCAAAUCACCUACAGGCUUUUCACACCCGCGGGAAUACCUGCGGACGCACAAGGCUGAACUCGAGUCGUGGGACACAUAUGCCUGGAAGCAGUUGCUGGGCACGUUCGAUGCAGUCAAGGAUGCAUGGGAGGCAAGGAAGAAGGAGCUGCAGGACAAUAUCGGACAGCUUCAGGUGCAGAUGCAAUAUGGAGGCGGUGGAUAUCACCCUGCGCAGAUACAGCAGGAAAUUAUGCGUCUUCAAGGGUUGGUAAAGGAAGCCGAUUUUAACUUUGGUACGGUUCUAGUUCAUUUUUCACUUCCCGCUGACUGACGUCGAAUUGUAUCACAGAUUCCGUGGCCGCAUCCUCGUU